AUGUGGAUUAUUUUAAUCUUGUUAACAAUCAAUAUUAUACCUCAAAAUAUUGAUUUUCUCUAUGGUAACAAUCAGGAUAUCGAACAAUCCAAAUGGAGUAUUAAUAAACAACAACAACAACAACGACAAAUUCGUAACAUUCAUAAUCUUUCUAAUUAUGUCAUAUUAAAGAAUCAAAAUAUCGAUUUGUUCAAUUUCAUUCAAAGAAUUAAACGAUCCAAAUCAAACGAUGUAAAAGAUCUUCAUUCAAUGGAGAAUAAUAAAGAUUUGAAUAAUUCGAAUAAGAAUGAUAAGAAUGAUCAUUCUGAAGAUGAUAAUCAUAAGAAUAAUGAUCCUAUUCCAAAUGUUAUAGAUAAUAAUGAACAUUUAAUCAAUUCUAAUAGUAAACUGUCUAGUUCAUCUAAUUAUCAUCCAUUAAGUUCUAAUCAAUUAUUACAUAAUUCAAUGGAUCAUGAAAAAGUACUUAGACCGGAGAAAUGUAUCCCAAUUGAAAUACCAUUAUGUAAAAAUAUUGGUUAUAAUUUAACUUAUUUACCAAAUGCAUUUAAUCAUGAAACACAAGAAGAAGCUGGUUUAGAAGUUCAUCAAUUCUAUCCUUUGGUUGAAAUUAAUUGUUCAGAUGAUUUAAGAUUAUUUCUAUGUAGUAUGUAUACACCAAUUUGUUUACCAAAUUGGCAUUAUCGUUUAACUGCAUGCAAAUCAUUAUGUGAAAGUGCACGUGAUGGAUGUAUGCCAGUUAUGCGUACUUAUGGAUUUGGUUGGCCUGAAAGGAUGAAUUGUGAUCUUCUACCAGAAGGAAAUGAAUGUGUUAGUCGAAGUAAUACACCAAACAAUAGAAAAGUGACAUCCUCCUCCUCCUCCUCCUCCUCAUCAUCAUCAUCUUUACCUUCUGGUGACCAACAAAUUGGAAUGAUCCAUAAAGAUACUACUAUUACUACUACUAAUAAUAAUAAUGAUCAUAAGAUGAAUGAUAUUAUACUUGGAAAAGGUGAAGACCUAUCAUUAAAUAAUGAAUUAUAUAAUUUCAUCAAACAAAUUCAUUUAUAUAUAAAUCCAACUUUAUCAAAUGAUAAACAAUAUUUAAAUGAUUCAAAUAUCCCACCAUCAGAAAUAAUAAAUCAAUUACAUGAAUAUUUCACAACAAAAAUAAAUUCUCAAAAAAUCAAUAAAAAAUCUAAUGAAAUCAAUAAAAAAUCAAUUCAAUCUAAUCAAAAAUUAUUUAAUCUCUAUUUAUGUUUACCAUGUGAAUGUCGUAAUCCAUUUAUAAAAUGGAUAAAACCACCAUUGAAUGAAGUCAUGACUGAUCAUAUUAAAAAUUGUUUACCAUCAUGUUAUUAUCCAACAUUUAAUAAUCAAUCUGAUAAAACAUUUAUAACAUUUUGGCUUAGUUUAUGGUCUAUAUUAUGUAUUCUAUCAACAUUAAUGAUAAUGAUAACAUUUCUAGUUGAUUCAAAUCGUUUUCAAUAUCCGGAACGUUCAAUUAUUUAUUUAUCAACAUGUUAUUUUAUGAUUGCAAUUGGUUAUAUAAUAAGAGUUAUUAUAGGACAUGAAUUGAUUGCAUGUAAUGGAUUAAUGCUUAGAAUUAAUACAACUGGACCUAUACAAUGUAGUAUUGUAUUUUUAUUAACAUAUAUAUUUGGUAUGGCAUCAUCUAUAUGGUGGAUUAUAUUAACAUUAACAUGGUUUUUAGCUGCUGGAUUAAAAUGGGGCACUGAAGCCAUUGCAAAAUAUUCUCAGAUCUAUCAUUUUUUUGCAUGGUUUAUUCCUGGUACAAAAGCGAUUAUAAUAUUGAUUUUAUCAGCAAUUGAUGGUGAUCCCAUUGGUGGUUUAUGUACUGUUGGUUCAAUUAAUUUAUAUUAUUUACGUAUAUUUAUCCUUAUUCCAAUGUGUAUUUAUUUAAGUUUAGGUACAAUCUUUUUAUUUGCUGGUUUUAUUGCUUUAUUUAAAAUACGUAAUGAAAUUAAAUGUCAAACUCGUAGUCAUUUAAAAACUGAUAAAUUAGAGAAAUUAAUGAUUCGUAUUGGUAUAUUUAGUGUAUUGUAUAUUGUCCCAGCAACUAUUGUUAUAGCAUGUUAUUGUUAUGAAUUAUAUUAUCGUGAUUUAUGGAAUAAAGGACAUAAUUGUCCAUGUAUUACAUUAUCAUAUAUGAAAGAUUUAACACAUCAGAAUUUAUUAGAUCAAUUGAGAUCAUUAUUUAUCAAUCAUGAUCCUGAUCAUGAUCAUCAUACAUUAUCAUUAAAUGAUCAAAUGAUAAAAGGUAAACAUGGUUUUACAUUACAUUUAAAUCCACCACAAUAUGUAAAUGUUCAACCGGAAUAUGCAGUGUUUAUGUUAAAAUAUUUUAUGUCACUUGUUAUUGGUAUUACAUCAGGAUUUUGGAUAUGGUCUAGUAAAACAGUGAAUUCAUGGCAAUUAUGUUUAAAACGUGUAGUUCAUCGUUCAUCUAGAACAAAUUCUAAACAUCAUCAUCAAAGAGCAGUAUCUAUUGGUGUUCUAAGUCAUACUGGAGUAUUUGUACCAAAUCGUUCACCACCACCACCACCACCAUCACUGCCAAAUCCAGGUACAAUGAGUUGGAAUACAGGACAAUCAAAAGUUUGGAUGAAUAGUAAUAAUCAUUCUAAAUUGUCAAAUGGAUUAAAUCUAGGUGUUAAUAAUUGUACAACAUGGCAAGAUGAUUACAUUUCUAAUAAUCGAUUAGUUCCACAACCACCAUCAACAAAUCUUGAAUGUCAUCAUUCUACUGGUAUUCAUAUAAAUCAUACAAUGCCUAUUUCAGUUGGUUCAGUUAUCGGUACAUCAGGUUUACAAGUUAAUUCAGGAUCAUUUACUAAUGGUCCAUUAGAUGGUACAGCCAUAAGUGGAGGUAGUGGUACAAGUUUACCUGGACAACAACAUAAUGGACGUAAAAUUGAUGCUAAUAAUCUAUUUCUUAUGUCGUCGGUACCAAUAACACAUAUCUGA
Messenger RNA from Schistosoma haematobium, 2964 nucleotides. Its product is annotated as Frizzled-5. The transcript has 4 exons. The coding region runs from base 1 to 2964 and encodes 987 amino acids. NCBI's taxonomy places the organism in Eukaryota, Metazoa, Platyhelminthes, Trematoda, Strigeidida, Schistosomatidae. The record is from RefSeq and is a predicted model, not a curated record. Gene Ontology annotation, molecular function: Wnt-protein binding; Wnt receptor activity. Gene Ontology annotation, cellular component: plasma membrane. Gene Ontology annotation, biological process: non-canonical Wnt signaling pathway; canonical Wnt signaling pathway.